AUUACAUUUUCGUUUUUGAUAAACAUUUCAUCUCGUAUUUUUAUAGUGCAAUGAAGGUACCAACGAUGAAGAGCUAUGUACGGAACAGUUUUCUUUUACUAUUAAUCAUCACAAGUGUGAUAGCCCAAUUUGCCUCAAAGUUCAUUAUUUCCAACCGCUGUGCACCCAAAGAAACAUGUAGCGAAUGUAUUCAAAUACCGGAUUGCUCUUGGUGUUUUGACCCCAACUUUGGUAAUGGACCUCGCUGCUUCGAUGCAGAAAUACAGUUCCCCCAACAUAAAAAGUGUCCCGAAGAAUUCGUAUUUUUUCCGGAAAAUAUACAAAAUGUUGUGACCAAUCUAGAGUUAACAAAAGCUCGUAAAUGGGACACCGAUGGUGAUGAAACGAUCACGGAAGGAGUUGUAGGAAGCUAUAAAACUGGUGGUACCAGAGAUCAGAUGGUACAAGUCGCACCUCAAAGAAUACGUUUGAAGUUGCGGCCUGGAGCAGUGCACACCAUCGCAAUGAAAUACACCCAAGCAGAAGACUACCCAUUGGACAUUUACUACCUUAUGGGUUUGAGUAAGUCUACGUCAGUCAACGAGAAAUUGUUGAGUUUGGGCGAGACGCUGGCAACGAUGAAAAAACUGACCUCAAACUUACAAGUGGGCUUUGGUACUUUUAGUGACAAAGCUCUUAUGCCACAUGACAACAACUUAACAGAGAAUUUUCUGCAUUCUGCUCCUUACGGCUACAAACACGUCUUAAGACUAUCGACAGAUGCCGAAUUGUUUUCACGCACUGUGAAACAAGCCAAUGUUUCUGGAAAUUUGAUGGCACCAAAAGGUGGUUUCGAUGCAGUAUUACAAGCGUUGCAAUGUAGUGAUCAGAUUGGUUGGAGACAACAAGCUAGAAAAUUACUGGUGGUUGCCACAGAUGCAAAUUUCCACGUUGCUGGAGAUGGAAAACUUGGAGGUAUUAUAAAACCCAACGAUGGCUAUUGUCAUUUAUCCCAUGAUGGUUCCUACACACAGUCAUCCUAUCAAGACUACCCCUCUAUCGAACAAAUCAAUUGGAGCGUAAAGAGAAAUUCAAUCAACGUCAUUUUUGCAGUCACCGAUAAUACUGUGAACACCUACGAACAGAUUGCCAAAAUGAUAGAGGGUUCGUCAGUGGGAAAAAUGGAUGGCAAUAGUUCUAAUAUUAUUUCCCUUAUAAAAGAACAAUAUGCAAAAAUUUCUUCCAUUGUUGAGAUGAAAGAUAAUUCUUCUAAUGCGUUAAACAUUAAAUAUUUGAGUAAAUGUUUGGAUUCCACAGGACUGUUGGUUUAUACUAAUAAGUGUAAUAAUAUAAAGGUCGGUGAUGUUGUUACAUUCACAAUCGAUAUAAAAGUCCUAAAGUGCCCCAAAAAUCCAGCAGAUUAUUUCCAGACUAUUCAAAUAUACCCUGUUGGUUUGUAUGACAGAUUAAUAAUCGAUUUAGAAAUUAUAUGUGAAUGCCAUUGCGAAAAACCUGGCAAUCCAUAUUAUCAAGAACAUGCCCCGGUAUGUUCAAGGAUGGGUACAUACAAAUGCGGCAUAUGUGAAUGCAAUCCCGGAAAUUUCGGGAAACAUUGUGAAUGCAUCGCAGAUGAUAUAUAUACCAACAUAACUGCCAACUAUUGUAGUCCUCCGAAUGCACCAAAUGAGUUAGAAUGCUCUGGCAGAGGACAAUGCGUCUGCAAUAAAUGUGUGUGUGAGGCAAGAGAGAACGAAAAUGAGAGAAUCUACGGCAAAUACUGCGAAUGCGAAAACUUCUCCUGCGAGCGCCAUGACGGCAAACUUUGCAGCGGUCCCGACCACGGUAUCUGCGACUGCGGCGUAUGCCACUGCAAAGAAGAAUGGUCCGGCCCGAACUGCGCAUGUGCCAAAUCCAACGCCACCUGUUACGCGCCAGGUGUUACGGAUGGUAAGAUUUGUUCAGGACACGGAACAUGCGAGUGCGGCGUAUGUCACUGCGAUGUUACCGAUGAGGGACGGUAUUCUGGAAAAUUCUGUGAGAGAUGUCCAACUUGUCCUGAUAGAUGUGCCGAAUUCAAAGAUUGCGUACAAUGCCAACAGUAUAAGACAGGUCCUCUUAAGAUACCGGAGGAUUGUUCUGCACAGUGUACAAAAUUCACUCCCAUUUCAGCUGAUGUAAUAACCGUGGAUGAGAAAAAUAAUGAAGUAAUUUGCUCAUACUAUGACGAAGACGACUGUAGGUUCAACUACGUAUAUUAUUUCGAUGACGAACAAGUUAGAGUUAGAGCUCAGGCGAAUAGAGAUUGUCCUCAAACGCAAAAAUUUGGUAUUGGGAAUCGAAACUCUUUAAUAUUAUACUGAGUUGUAUUUGAUACGGACAAAUUACGUAUUUUCCUUUAUUUUCAGUUUCGAAAAAAUGUUUUAGAUGAUUUGAAGAAUGAGGAAGUACAAAAAAAGAAUUUAUUUGAUUUUGGAAUAACGCUUUUUCAUUAGAUUAUUAGAUAAAAAUAAUUUUUAGUGUUAAUAAAAUAGUUAUAAAUUUAUAGUUUAUAUGCAAAAUAAAAAUUGAACAACUUACAAAA
Diabrotica virgifera virgifera (western corn rootworm) is the source of this 2560-nucleotide messenger RNA. Its product is annotated as integrin beta-PS. Gene Ontology annotation, molecular function: integrin binding. Lineage: Eukaryota; Metazoa; Arthropoda; Insecta; Coleoptera; Chrysomelidae. The record is from RefSeq and is a predicted model, not a curated record. Gene Ontology annotation, cellular component: cell surface; integrin complex; focal adhesion. Gene Ontology annotation, biological process: cell migration; cell adhesion mediated by integrin; cell-matrix adhesion. The transcript has 12 exons. Bases 51 to 2339 code for a protein of 762 amino acids.